AUGUCGUCUCAGCCGCCUAUUGACAACUACCCAGGCGAACGCACUCUGACCGAGACCGCCAGGCUUCGCGCCCAGCAUGAUCUUGUCGUUGAUGCCUUAGGCGGCCUAUUGCUGUGUCAUCUCGACACCACGCAGCAGAACCUUCGGAUUCUUGAUGUAGGCACUGCGGAUGGCUGGUUCCUGCACUGCGUCCGUAGCCAGCUCGCCUGCCCUGAUACCGCCACUCUGGUUGGGACAGAUGUCGCGCCAUAUCCAGACGUGGUGGAGGAUGUCAUCACUCACAACUUCAAAACACCUUUUCCAGAGGACUGGAAAGAUAAUUUCGACUUGGUGCAACUCCGCGCCGUGAUGGCCAACGUUCCAGGCGAUGCAGCCAUUGACCUGGUCCGGCGUGCUUGGAAUCUAGUGAAACCUGGAGGGUUCAUACAGCUGAUUGAUGGAGCAAUGCCGGCGGAAAAGAUGCUUGAGUCUGACAAACCCUCAGCUAGACUCUUCAAGACCAUGGGAGCCUUCCUCGUGCGAGCCGGCAUGGAUGCGAGUCAGGGCGCUCGUGUGGCUGAGAUCUUGCAAACGGCAGCUGGAGACACCAUGACCGGUUUUGGCAGCAAGGAGCGUCCCAUCAGGAUUGGGAAGGGCUCGCAACUGGAGAAGAGCAGCUGGGACUGGUUACGGGGAUUUACCACUGUCGCAUCGCCGGGACUCGUCAAGACAGGAAUGGCGACGCAACAGCAGAUGGACAAGUUGACCCUUGAUGUGAUGAAGCAGGCUCAGGAGGAAGGCUUUGAUCUGUCUUGGUUCGCGGCUUGGGGAAGGAAGUCCUGA
Messenger RNA from Cyphellophora europaea CBS 101466, 822 nucleotides. RefSeq lists its product as uncharacterized. The transcript has a single exon. Bases 1 to 822 code for a protein of 273 amino acids. The record is from RefSeq and is a predicted model, not a curated record. NCBI's taxonomy places the organism in Eukaryota, Fungi, Ascomycota, Eurotiomycetes, Chaetothyriales, Cyphellophoraceae.